Molecule: messenger RNA, 1215 nt
Organism: Sorghum bicolor (sorghum)
Lineage: Eukaryota; Viridiplantae; Streptophyta; Magnoliopsida; Poales; Poaceae
Exons: 3
Coding region: 1-1215 (404 amino acids)
Source: RefSeq, a predicted model, not a curated record
AUGCCUAGGAAAAGAUCCCGUGCUAGAAGAGUACUAGAGGAGUCAUCAUCCGAUGACGAUGAAUUGCUAAUAUUAUCGACUGCUCAACUUGUGCAAGCCGCCUUCUCCAAUGAAAAAGGAAAACACGGUGGCUCUGUGAAAGGUCAUAGAGUUCUUCACCGUGAUAGACAAGGUGGACACGACAGGAUGUUUCAAGAUUACUUAGCGGACAAUCCAACAUACACCGAUGAGAUGUUCCGUCGGAGGUACAGGAUGUCUAGGGACCUUUUCAAGCGCAUAAUGAAAGCUGUGGAAGAGCAUGAUGAUUACUUUGUCCAGAAAAGAAAUGCGGCCAAUGUUCUUGGACUGAGUUCCUUCCAAAAAAUCACUGCAGCAAUGCGUAUGCUUGCAUAUGGGGUUCCUGCUGAUGCGACAGACGAGUAUGUUCGCAUUGGCGAGAGUACUGCACUUGAGAGCCUGCGCAGAUUUGUUCGGGCAGUUAUUGAAGUUUUUGGUGAUGAAUACCUCAGGAGCCCUAAUGAAAAGGACAUAGCACGCUUACUUGCAUUGGGUCAGUUCAAGGGGCAUUGCGACAAGCCCACUAUCAUUUUGGAGGCUGUUGCUUUAGAAGACCUUUGGAUAUGGCAUGCCUUCUUUGGAAUGCCCGGGUCUCACAAUGACAUCAACGUUCUUGAUAGAUGUCCCUUGUUUGAUAACUUGGCGGAAGGUAUUGCUCCAGAAGUGAAGUUUACCGUUAACGGCCAUGACUACACAAUGGGUUAUUACCUUGCAGAUGGUAUAUACCCCUCAUGGGCUACUUUCAUCAAGUCCAUCACUCUGCCUAUGGGGAACAAGAAGCAAUAUUUUGCCAAAGCACAAGAAGCAGCGAGAAAGAUGGUCGAGAGAGCUUUCGGUGUUCUUCAAUCAAGGUGGGCAAUUAUUCGAGGACCCGGACGUCCUUGGGACAGUGAGACUUUGGCACUGAUCAUGAGGGCUUGUAUCAUCAUGCACAACAUGAUUAUAGAAGAUGAAGGAUACGUGGUUGAUCCUCAGAAGCGUUUUGAUUAUGGUGGUGACAAUGUGGAGCCUGAACAUGGUAGAGCUCAUCGCACACUUGAAGAAUAUAUUGAAGCGCAUAGAAAGAUCAGAGACAAGGACACCCAUGUGCAGUUGAAGGAAGACCUCAUCGAACACCUGUGGAACAAUCAUCCAGAUUUAUAUUCGUACAAUAUAUGA